AUGGGAGCCUUCAUUCCUGGUCUCAGACGUAAAUACCCGCUCCAUGAAUACAUUUCCACCAUUCUUCUAGUGGUGGGUUUGAUCCUUUUCACCUUAGCAGAUGCCCAUACAUCUCCGAAUUUCAGUCUUCUUGGAGUUGUGAUGGUGUCGGGUGCUUUGGUCGUGGAUUCUUUUCUGGUUAAUUUUCAGGAAGCCAUAUUUACAAUGAAUCCUGAAACCACACAGAUGGAGAUGCUCUUUUGCUCCACUGUGGUUGGGCUUCCUUUCUUGAUUCCACCCAUGCUUUUAAUGGGAGAGCCGUUCACGGCCUGGAAUUCCUACUCUCAGUUUGAUUUAUGCCGCAUUGAAGUGGUACCAGGAAGUAGAUUGCCCUUGGUAAGAGUUCCAUCAUUAGAGGUAGCUGGAAGGAAUGGGAUUACAGUUUCAGAAAAUUCUUCUUGCAGCUCUUGCUAG
Magnolia sinica is the source of this 453-nucleotide messenger RNA. Its product is annotated as UDP-galactose/UDP-glucose transporter 4-like. The record is from RefSeq and is a predicted model, not a curated record. Bases 1 to 453 code for a protein of 150 amino acids. Gene Ontology annotation, cellular component: endoplasmic reticulum membrane; Golgi membrane. The transcript is spliced from 3 exons. Gene Ontology annotation, biological process: transmembrane transport. Gene Ontology annotation, molecular function: transmembrane transporter activity. Lineage: Eukaryota; Viridiplantae; Streptophyta; Magnoliopsida; Magnoliales; Magnoliaceae.